Molecule: messenger RNA, 2448 nt
Organism: Magnolia sinica
Lineage: Eukaryota; Viridiplantae; Streptophyta; Magnoliopsida; Magnoliales; Magnoliaceae
Product: ethylene receptor 2-like
Exons: 2
Coding region: 118-2340 (740 amino acids)
Biological process (GO): response to ethylene; phosphorelay signal transduction system
Cellular component (GO): endoplasmic reticulum membrane; endoplasmic reticulum
Molecular function (GO): protein binding; ethylene binding; ethylene receptor activity
Source: RefSeq, a predicted model, not a curated record
CAGAGACUUUCCUGUUCUUUGUUGUAUAUUUAGAAUUUAAUUUAAGGUUCAUUGAACCUCUCCUCUUUCUCCUUCUAAAAAUGUCACCACCGAUCGCAAUCCGCCAAUCUGCCAAACAUGUCCUCCGGCUGCGGAUGCACCGAGGAGGAGUACAAUCUCGGCGGACUGAUGUCGAUAUGGAACAUCCUCCAAUGCCAGAGGGCGAGCGACUUCCUAAUUUCCCUCGCCUACUUCUCCAUACCGCUCGAGCUCUGCUACUUCGUCUCCUGUUCGUCUAUCUUCCCCUUCAGCUGGAUAUUCCUUCAGUUCGGCGCGUUUAUCGUUCUCUGCGGUCUGACCCACUUCGUUAACGGAUGGACUUACGCCCCUCAUUCCUUCCACCUCAUGCUCGUGCUAACGGUGUUAAAAUUCCUAACGGCGCUGGUAUCCUGCGCCACCUCGAUCACGUUAGUCACGCUCCUGCCUCAGAUGCUGCGCGUGAUGGUAAGGGAAGGGCUGCUGAGGAAGAAGACGAAAGAGCUGAGGUACGAGGUCGGGAUGAUGAAGCGCCAGGAGGAGGCCAGCUGGCAUGUACGGAUGCUGACAAGGGAGAUCCGACGGUCUCUCGACCGCCACACGAUCCUUUAUACCACCCUCAUCGAGCUUUCCAAGUUGUUGUUCUUGGAGAAUUGCGCGGUUUGGAUGCCGGACGAAGAGCGGAGGGUUUUGAAUCUGACGCACGAGCUGAAGAGGAUGGACGGCGGGGAUCGAUUGACGAUCCCCCUCGAUGAUCCAGACAUCGCUGAGGUGAUCGAACGGAAGGGGGUUAGGGUUCUUGGGUUGGAUUCGAGGCUGCGGCGGGUUUUCGGUUCAGGGGAAGUGACUGCGGUGCGGGUGCCGAUACUUAGGGUUUCGAAUUUCAAGGGCGGGACGCCGGAGAUGGUCGAGGAGUGCUAUGGGGUGCUGGUGCUGGUCCUGCCAUUGGGCAGGGGUAGGGACUGGGCCCUGCACGAGCUGGAGAUCAUCGAGGUGGUUGCUGAUCAGGUCGCCGUCGCGCUGUCUCAUGCUGCGGUCCUGGAGGAGUCAGUGCGGAUGAGGGAGAAGCUGAUGGAGCAGAACAUGGUGCACCAGCGGGCCAGGCAGGAGGUGCUGCUGGCGAGAGAGGCACGGGAUGCGUUCAAGAAGGUGAUAAGCCAGGAGAUGGCAGCUCCGUCCCGGUCCAUCACAGCCAUCCUUUCUUGCCUGGAGCAUGAUGAUCUGCGCCCUGAUCAGCAGGCCGUCGUGGACGUCAUGAUGAAAAGCAGCCUCCUUUUAUCCACUUACAUUGAGGAUGUUGCGGAUGUUUCAAAUAUGGUCGACAGUAGAUUGGAGCUUGAAUCUCGUCCAUUUAGCCUCCAUUCGAUGCUAAGGGAUGUAAUCAAUAUAUUGAAGCUUUGGUGCACUUUCCGGGGCGUGUGUUUUGAUUUUGAUGUCCCGAAGGACACGCCUGAUUGUGUGGUUGGGGACGAUAAGCGGGUUGUUCAGGCAGUCUUGUUCAUGGUUGGGAAUGUGGUGCUUUAUGGUGAUCCAGGGAAUGUUAUUCUCCGACUGUGUGUAUUGGGUGGGCCUGAUCCUAAGUACUUAGCAUGGAAGCGAUCUAUGGGUGAUGAUUUUGUAUGGUUGAGAUUCGAGGUCAGCAGAAUUGAUUCAGAAGAAGAUGUGUCAAGCUUAGUGAUGCAGAAGGAUGGGGAGUACAGUGGUUGGACCGUUGCUCAUGGUCUUAGUUUCACCAUUUGCAAGAAGCUAGCUGAGCUCAUGCAUGGGACCGUAACUGCUUUACCAACCCCUGAAGGUCAUCACAGGAAUAUAAACAUGACAAUCAGAUUACAGCUCAGACGAUCGCAGGGUGGUACUAUUCAGUCAAAGUAUCCUCAUCAUGAAACUUCUGGUUUCUUAUUCAAAGGAAUGGAUAUCCUUCUUGCAGACGGUGACAGUUUCAACCAAUCCAUCACAAGGAAGCUUCUCGAGAAAAUGGGUUGUCAUCUAUUCGUUGCGUCGUCUUGGUAUGAGUGCCUGGAUACCCUCCAUCAAAAUGUUGGCGAAUUUCAUCUGCUGCUAAUUGACCUCAACAUGCUUGAGGAAAGCAUCCACGAGAUGUCCGCUCGUGUAAGGAAAUUACAGUCUGGAAGUUGGCGUUUGAUCAUUGGAUUGACGUUGAAAGCUAAUCAGGAGAUCCGAGAUCGAUGUCGUCAAAAUGGGAUUCAUGGGGUUAUCUGCAAGCCAGUUGUAUUGCAAGAGAUGGAAGACGAGCUGCAGAGGAUCAUUCAACACGGGGGGCAGUUGCCUGGCCCUCUUCUUCAUGGUAGUGACCCACAGAGUUAGAUGAAAUAUAGGAAACUGAGUUUGAUUCAAAUACAAGAAGCUUCUUCAUUGUAAAGUACUUGCAUUAUUUCUCAGUAAUUAGAAGACAGAGAAGAGAGAGUUGUGCAA